CUUUUUCCAACUUUUGCUUGCUCUUCCCUCCUAUUUCUCUCUUUCUCUUUCUCUUUCCAUCUCUCUGACCUAAUUGUGUCUUUGAUCAACGCCACCAAAUUCACCUCUAAUUCUAAAUCUAGAGAAGAUCCAUCCAAUCCAAGUAACAGUGGGUCUGUCUCUCUUUGGCCUCUGGCUUCUUGGUUUGGUUACCAUAUACUUAGAUCUAUAUUUUGCCACACAGGCCCCUACUGGGACUUAUUUAACAUUCACAAAAUAUCACCCCACAAGGUUUUUCUUUCUUUCCUGCUGACCUUUUUUUCUCCUUGGGGUGAAAGCGAUAGAAAAAGGGCCAUCAAGAAGAGGAAGAAGAGCAAGGACUACAAGGGAAGGGAAGGGAAGAGAAGAGAAGAGAAGAGAUCAUCGAUCCUAAGUUGUUUCUGCUAUCCUCAGAGUAGUGGAAGGACAAGAAAAAGAUGACUCCAGCUAAUUUGGCAGGUCAGUUUGGUGACACUACUUACACCAAGGUGUUUGUUGGAGGGCUGGCAUGGGAGACCCAGAAGGAUACCAUGAAGAAGUACUUUGAGCAGUUUGGUGAGAUCUUGGAGGCUGUGGUCAUCACUGAUAAGGCCACUGGGAGAUCUAAAGGCUAUGGAUUUGUAACUUUUCGUGAGCCCGAAGCUGCCAUGAGAGCUUGCGUUGAUGCUGCGCCUGUGAUCGAUGGGAGAAGGGCUAAUUGCAAUCUCGCUUCUUUGGGUGUUCAAAGAUCCAAACCCUCUACUCCAAAGCAUGGAGGGACGGGCAGGAAUUUUAGGGUAAUGAGCUCUUUUCAGACAGGGUUUGGAGGGGGAGUGGGAACAGCUUUUCCUUCGGCUGCAACCUUCCCUCAUUAUGCCAUCCAACAAGGGAUUCCUUAUAAUGUUUAUGGGUACUCCCCAUACUCGCCAGAUUACACAUACCCUACGAGCUACUACAGUGUGUAUGGAGGGGCCACUGCCCAGUAUCCAGUGUAUGGUGCAGGCCCGGGUGGGUUGAUGACUGGUGCAGGAACAACAUUCUACCCCUAUCUUCAAUUUGGAGAAGGAACUGGGGGAGCCACCGGCUACACCUCGGGUCAGGGAUAUGGUGUCCAGUAUCCACAUCACCCGUUUCAGUACUCGGCCGUUAACUCAACUGGGAGUUACCCGCAGCACUAUGGUGCACCCAUGUCACUUGCACCUACUCCAGCCUUGCAAUCAGUGUGUUUUGCUGUGCCACAGGCGUGACCAUGGCUGUUCAUGCCCCAGCAAUUCCUCAUCGUUAAGAGACUCAUUCCAAGCUAGCUACUCCACAUUUCUUCAGCUGCUCUAAAGUCUCAACCUUCGGCCUAACCAUGGUUCUCUUUCUCCCUCUGUCUCUAUCUAACUCAAAGCCCGUGCUUGGCAUCAGGGCCUUUGCACGCACAAACAAGGCCCCCCAUAGGGGCCACAAAUCACCUCCGAAACUGGAGAAUCAUGCAUGUUUUUUCUGUUGCAUCUUUUGCAAACAAGGGUUCCUUGAAGAGAACCAAAGCAUUUUAUCUCGAUGCCAACUCAGCUAUUGGAACAGCUAAGUUGGGAUACUUUUUGUAUCUCCGGCCCAGAAAGGCUAAUUAAAACAAACUUUUUUUUGUAACUUUAGCCUAGGCAAGGCUAAUAAACAGAAAAUGGUUUGCAAAAACUGUAAAUUCAACAACACAAAAUGCAAGCCUCGCAUCUUCAAAUUUAGUCUUUUAAUGGCUAAUCCCUCCAACUUUGGCUAAUCACCUCUUGGUAAUGAGGCAGUUUUAGCAAAAAUCAUGGGCAUUGGACGCCCCAAGGUUUUUUUUUUUUUUUUUCUUUUUGGUGCAUUGACAUCUAGUCUUAGGGUUUAAAAACUAGCUAGGGCCAUGUAGUCAUGUUUUUAUAAAUGCUUUUCCAACAUCACGUCUGAUCUUUAUAUAAUAUGUUUUAAACAACACCAUCUUCCCUUAGGGAAAGGGAAGAAAAUGUUAACUGACACUUGUUUCUUGUAAAUUCAUUGUGGCUAAACUCUGGGAGUAUUAGCCCCUUUUCAUUAAACUAUAAAUAGGAGGGUUAGUGUUUGUCUUUUUGCAUUUAGCUUUUCUAAUAUUUCAUCAUGAAAGAACUCCAUCAAUGGAUGUGGAGCUCAAAGCAUUUGCAUGUAACCCUGGGAGAUAUUUUGGUUCCUUAGGGUUCUUCUCUUCUAACCCACCAACCAUGGUUAGGACUUAGGUAAUCCUCAUCACUCUCUGUCUUUCUCUCUCCUUCGCUCCCUCUCUCUCUUGAACUUUCACUUGGAGAUGGUACUUGAUACUCUUUAUAUGUAUAAGCCUAUGGUUUGGAUUGUAAGUAGGGAUCGAUCGAUGCCACUUAGAAGAUGAUUCAUUCUCCAUCUUUGAUGGUUGAGAAUGGAUAUGCUACUUACUAUGCUUUAAUUUCAGACUGUUAUGCUUACUGCUGCUAAUGCUUUGUCCUUGAUCAGCAAACUGUCAUGUUCUGAAGUUAAAAUUUUGUCGUGUUUAA
Molecule: messenger RNA, 2522 nt
Organism: Theobroma umbraticum
Lineage: Eukaryota; Viridiplantae; Streptophyta; Magnoliopsida; Malvales; Malvaceae
Product: RNA-binding (RRM/RBD/RNP motifs) family protein
Molecular function (GO): RNA binding
Source: RefSeq, a predicted model, not a curated record